Molecule: messenger RNA, 984 nt
Organism: Sphenostylis stenocarpa
Lineage: Eukaryota; Viridiplantae; Streptophyta; Magnoliopsida; Fabales; Fabaceae
Source: the annotation of a GenBank genome assembly
AUGGCUACAUCCACCAAACCAACCCUUCCAUGGAAGCUUCGCCUAAUGACUUCUCUCCUCUCCCACCUCCUCAACGCCUCUCGACGCUCGAACGGCACCGUCAACCGUCGUCUCUUCAACCUCUUCGACCGCCAGCUCCCUCCCAGCCCCAGCCCUAUCGACUCCGUCAUCACCUCCGACGUCACAGUCGACGCCACGCGCAACCUAUGGUUCCGUCUCUUCUCCCCCUCGACCUCCACCGCUACUGCUACCCUCCCCGUGAUCGUCUUCUUCCACGGCGGCGGCUUCGCGUUCCUCUCCCCGGCCUCAACCGUGUACGAUGCCGUCUGCCGCUCCUUCUGCCGUUCCUUCAACGCCGUCAUCGUCUCCGUUAACUACCGGCUCACCCCUGAACACCGUUACCCCUCCCAAUACGACGAUGGUUUCGACGUCGUUAAAUACCUCGACGAAAACGGCGCAGCUUUGGGUAACGUUGGGAAGUGUUUUUUGGCGGGUGAUAGUGCGGGCGGGAACAUAGUUCACCACUUGGCGGUUCGGGUUUGUAAAGAGAGGCUCCGGUUCGUGAGAGUACUGGGAUUGGUUUCGAUUGAACCGUUUUUCGGAGGGGAAGAGCGAACCGAAUCCGAGAACCGUCUCAAGCAAGACCCAUUGGUUUCGUUGGAUAUAACUGAUUGGUAUUGGAAGGUGUUUUUGCCAAACGGGUCGGACCGUGAUCACGAAGCGGUUAAUGUGAGUGGCCCCAAUGGGGAGGAUAUUUCGGGUUUGGACUAUCCAAAUACACUUUUGAUUGUGGCGGGUUUUGACCCGUUACAGGAUUGGCAAAGAAGAUAUUACGAAUGGUUAAGGAAAUCGGGUAAGGAUGUUGAAAUAAUGGAAUACCCGAAUAUGAUUCAUGGUUUUCACUUGUUUCCGGAUUUACCCUCCACUCCUCUGUUUCUUUCUCACGUCAACGAUUUCAUCAAGAAGCAAGUGGCUGGUAACUAA